Molecule: messenger RNA, 1086 nt
Organism: Naumovozyma dairenensis CBS 421
Lineage: Eukaryota; Fungi; Ascomycota; Saccharomycetes; Saccharomycetales; Saccharomycetaceae
Gene: ECM2
Product: Pre-mRNA-splicing factor ECM2
Exons: 1
Coding region: 1-1086 (361 amino acids)
Cellular component (GO): U2-type catalytic step 1 spliceosome; U2-type catalytic step 2 spliceosome; Prp19 complex
Molecular function (GO): U6 snRNA binding; pre-mRNA binding
Source: RefSeq, a predicted model, not a curated record
AUGGAAUCUGGUUCACAACUGCCCUUGAUUUGUAACCAAUGUUUAGAGAAUAAACAGAAGGUUAAGUUAACUAAGAUACCGAAUGGUGGACAGUGCAAAAUAUGUACAAUGUCAUAUACUUUAUAUCAUUUUAAACCACAAGAAAGAUCAUCAACUCUAUCGAAAACAUUUAUCUGUGAAAGAUGUGCGAGGCAGCGUAAUGCCUGUCAGUGUUGUAUGCGAGAUAUUAGCUGGCAUAUCCCGAUCAUGCUACGUGAUCAAAUAAUCUCCUUAGUUAAUGACGAUAAAGGCAUGAUAACAAAAGAGGCCAAAAAUGAUAUUAUGAAAAGAUAUCUAGCGUUGAAAAAAGGUAGGCUAGGUGGUGCACAAAUAUCCGGAGAUGCUGAACAAAAUAACUUAUUACUAGAUAAACUUCGAAAUAUCUUGUCUACUGAGACAAGAACUGCUGAUGCAAACAACCACAAUAUCAAUAAAAUUACCGCUCCCAAAAAUAUUGAUGCCUCUAGAUAUAAACAUAUCGAUAUUUCCCAUGUUCUUAAAAAAUUACCGUUAAAGAGCUCAUUUUCAGAGAUGUCAAAACCAACCAAGUCUUUCUUCCUUUACAAUAUUGACCCUUCCAUUCCUGAGUGGAAAAUUUCAGAUCAUAUAGCAACUGUUACUCAGAUGAAAGAUUGGAUGGAUCCCUCGUCUGUAUCCUUAAUAGUGAAUUAUAAGGCGAAAUGUGGUGGUCUUAGGUUUAAAACGGAGGAACUGGGCCUAAAAUUCAUACAGAAAUUGAUAUCAAUGAAAUCAAUCAUAUGUUCCGUAAGAGAUUCUAAUUUACAGAGAGGAAUCUUGAAAAUUGAUCAUUUCGAGGUAUUUGUUAUUCCAUGGGAAUCAGGAUUUUCUUCAGGCUCAUUUGGUAACAAUGUUAACGAGAACAUCAAACUUAGAUUAAGUUUAGAUAAGUUACUUCAGUUGGAAAACAGUAGUUCAAGAAAGGAAGACAGCACUAAUAACAAGAUGAAAGGAAAGAAUUCAGCUGUAUCGAAAAAAAAUCGCGUUACGAAACCCAAAAAGAAGCGUAUUCCCAACUUAACCUUAUAA